Molecule: messenger RNA, 2790 nt
Organism: Nelumbo nucifera (sacred lotus)
Lineage: Eukaryota; Viridiplantae; Streptophyta; Magnoliopsida; Proteales; Nelumbonaceae
Source: RefSeq, a predicted model, not a curated record
AGCAACGGGAGCGGUACUCUCUUUUCUCAUUUAUUACAGGAGGAAGCAUGGUGGAGAGAUACGGGAAAACAGGGGAAUCGUGCAUAGAAGAUGGAGGGCCAGAAAGGUGAUGGAGGAAGAAGAGAUUGUGAGAAAUGGAGAGAAUCUUCAGAAACGGUGAGAAAAGUAAGAAGAGACAUCUUCGUGGAGUCGGUCCACCACACGCUACAAUGCCUGCAGAGCCCAAAGAUCUCUAGGCUAGACGUCUGAUUUGGUUACAGUCUUACAGAACCAGGUAUUGUGACUUCGAAAAUGAGUGGAUCAGCCUCUGCUUGCGAAAGAACAUCGAGGAGCUCCACUUUGACUUCUCGGUUGGAGCUUUCCAUCGGCUUGACUUCGAUCCUUUCAACGAAAGACUCUUCUAUCUGUGUGGUUCCGUCCAUGCAACGGGCUCCAAAUCUCUACGGGUGUUGAGCUUGAGCUUCUGCAAUUUGGGUUCCCCCAGUUUCCAUGGAUUUCCUGCUCUAAAGAACGUAUCACUCGCGCGACUCGGAUUACAGAAGCAACUAAGGAAGUGAUCGAGAAUCUGGUAAACAACUGUCUGCUUCUUGAAACUCUGAGUGGAGUGCCGAUAUUUGGAUCACAUCAAAAUUUCUCACCCACGCUUGCGGCUUAGAAGGCUGAUUGUGAGAGACUGCCAACCACUCGCCAAGGGGAUACAUCUCUAUCCUCCUUGUCUUCAAUAUUUCGAAUACUUUGGGCCUGUGGUGUUCUUCCAUCUGUACAGGCUAACAAGCCUGGUCGAGGCUGUGUUGGAUUUUGGGCUCCAGAGAGGAUUUCACAGCAUCGCUAUGAAGCUAAGCGAUCUUCUUCUUGUCGAUCUCCACCGAGCGAAGUCUCUGACAGUGUGUGGUUAUCUUCUUAGGUUUUAAUUUUUGCUACGCUUGGAUAAAUAUUUCCUUCAUUACAAGAAUUAAGAGAAGUAAAAGAAGCAAUGAGCAACUUUGGUACUGGAAGUAGAUAUGAACCCAAGAACACCACUAAUGGUGAGGAGAGACAAUUGACUGGUGAAGGUGAAGAAGAAGAUGAGGAGGAUGAGGAGGGAAAUGGAAGAGGUAUGGCUGCAUGGGAGAGAGCUUAUGCUGACGAGAGAUCAUGGGAGAACUUGCAAGAAGAUGAGUCUGGCAUCCUUCAUGCCAUUGAUAACAAGGUCCUCCAUCAUGCUCAGUACCGCCGCCGCAUCCGCUCCCUCUUCUCUUCUGCUACCACUUCCAGAAUUCAGAAAGGCCUCAUUCGAUACCUCUAUAUUGUCAUUGAUCUCUCCAGGGCAGCUUCGGAGAUGGAUUUCCGACCAAGUAGAAUGGCUGUAGUUGCAAAACAUGUGGAGGCUUUCAUUAGAGAGUUCUUUGACCAGAAUCCACUUAGUCAUAUUGGCCUUGUAACUAUCAAAGAUGGGGUUGCCCAAUGCUUAACAGAUCUAGGUGGCAGUCCCGAUUCCCAUAUAAAGGCAUUGAUGGGUAAGCUGGAAUGCUCAGGUGAUUCCUCCCUACAGAAUGCUUUAGAUCUCGUUCACGGCUAUCUGAACCAAAUUCCGUCAUACGGUCACCGUGAAGUCUUAAUCUUAUAUUCUGCUCUCAGUACCUGUGACCCAGGAGAUAUAAUGGAGACUAUUCAGAAAUGCAAGAAAUCCAAAAUAAGGUGUUCAGUUGUUGGUCUCUCAGCUGAAAUCUAUAUAUGUAAACAUCUCUGCCAAGAAACUGGAGGAUCAUAUACUGUAGCAUUGGAUGAGUCUCAUUUUAAGGAGUUAUUGCUAGAGCAUGCCCCCCCACCCCCAGCAAUAGCAGAGUUUGCUAUAGCCAAUUUAAUCAAAAUGGGCUUCCCUCAAAGAGCAGCAGAGGGUGUUGUCUCCAUUUGUUCCUGUCACAAGGAAGCUAAGGUUGGUGGUGGCUACACAUGUCCAAGAUGCAAAGCACGUGUGUGUGAGCUGCCUAUCGAAUGCCAGAUCUGUGGGUUGACGCUCGUUUCUUCUCCCCAUUUGGCAAGGUCGUACCAUCAUCUUUUCCCAAUAACACCAUUUGUUGAGGUCUCUUCUUCACUAGUGAAUAACCCACAUCACAGAUUGCCAAAAACUUGCUUUGGUUGCCGGCAGACUUUUCUUGCUCCUGGAAACAAGUCCAGCUUUCAUGUUGCAUGCUCCAAGUGCAAUCAGCAUUUCUGCCUUGACUGUGACAUUUAUAUUCAUGAGAGUUUACACAACUGCCCUGGUUGUGAGAGCCGCCGAUUUCAAAGCAAGUAAACACCACUGAAGAAUGAUAUUGUAGCAGCAGAGAUUUGAAUUUGUCUUUGCCUUGGCAGUUAAUUCUGAAUUCUGCCAUAAAAAGUCAAGGCAAGAUUUGCAGGAAGGUAAAGGUUGGAUGCACAAGCUCAUAAAAUUUAUGACUGUCAGAAGAGACAAACUUCCAAAUUAAGUGUGCACCCCUACAUGUCUGAGACUCCUAUUAUUAGUACACAUUUGGUCCAGACCAGAAUGUAGCUCCAAGAAAGAAAUGGAAAGUGAGGUGAUUUUGUCUUUCGAUUGAUAACUUCAUAGCCCCUUACAUCCUGAGGUUUUGUUGCAUGUUGAUUUUGAGGCACUACUAAUAGCUAACUGGUUUGUGUUAAUGAAGUAUGAAAUGCUCUUUAUAUCCCUUUUGUGUGCUUUCUUUUGGUUUACACUACAACAUUGAAAAGUGGAAUUGCGUACUUGUAAAUCCAUUUUUUUGUUUACUGCUAAACAAAGAAGAAAAUGCAUACUCGUCAAUUUGAAACUCA